GCACGCCCUGCCACUGAAUAAUGAUAAUAAUGAUCAAGAUGGCUACUACAGAAUCCUCCUUGCGGUAGCUAACUACUAAUUUAAUGGAAGCGCUUAAAACUGCCGAUUCUCAAAGUUUAAGUCCCUCGUAGGCGGCGGGGUCUUUCCUGGGAAUAUUUCUAUAUGGAUUAAAACGGGCUGAGAGGAGAUAAAAGUAAUUGUGUUGCCUGCAGCACUCAUUCUAAGGAAGCUAGGCUAGCAGAGAAGCUAGCUAGCUCUACUUGUCGACCGUCUCCAGGUUUCCAGCCCCGCGGCGGCUCACAGGAGAGCGGCGCCCCCAGUUUAGUGUGCCCGGUCGUCGGACGGAGAGGGUCAGAUGGCAGAGCCGAGGAAAGUGCCGUUCGUCACCCUCUCAUCCUUCAACACCUCUCCGCCGACGCAAGAGAGCAACAAGAAGCGCCGCCGCGAAGAUGAGGCCGCCGACAUCACUUUUGGGAAAGAUGGAGGUGGAAGUGCGGCGGGGGUCGGGUCAGCAGGAGGCGGCGGGGGUCUGUUUGGAAACAGGAAAGGAAACGAUGCAGAGACCGAGGAGAGGAAACCCACAGUCCGCCUCAACCUGACUCUGUCCGAGCCCACUGACAGAUCAUCGUCCGAGUUCAACUACGGCGAGCUGGUCCAGCCAAACCCCCAAACUCAGGUAAAGCAUGCAGGUUCAACUCUCCCUAAAGGACUUGCUCCUCCUCUGGACCCCAACGACCCGUUUGCUGAUGACGACAGGGAGAGACGGGAGGUUGAAGAGCUGGCCCGCAAGUUUGAAAACAAAUAUGGUGGCUGCACUAAGAAGAAGAAAAAGGACAGGAUGCAGGAUCUCAUUGACAUCGGCUAUGGCUACGAUGAAACCGACCCGUUUAUUGACAAUUCAGAGGCUUAUGACGAGCUGGUGCCGGCGUCUCUCACCACAAAACACGGCGGCUUCUACAUCAACACUGGAACUCUGCAGUUCAGAGCAGCAUCAGACUCUGAGGGAGAAAACACGAGCACAGCAGAUAAUCACUUCAAGAAGAUGAAAGAUGGUGAGGAGCGGGUGAUUAAAAAACGGCGGAAAAAGCAAGAUGGUGGAAUCCUGGAGGACAAGAAACCAAGAAAGAAUAAAGUACCAAAGAGCGGUGUCACAGCCCUGAAUGUUCACCGACCAGAGAAGAAGAAGAAGAAGAAGCUGCUGAAGGACUCUCUGCACCUCGCCAACAUGCUGCGGCGCUUCACCCGAGAGAAGGAGGAGAUGAGAAAGAAGAACAUGGGAGCAGCCGGUCUGCAACGACCCAACGCCAAAGUGCCCAACGCCAACAGUGCUCUCCUCAACGCCCACACCAAGGCUGCGGGCGGCAAUGACUGCAACAUAACCGACCUGACCCCCGACCCAGCUGUGAUGUCGCUGCUGGGCUCGGCCAAUAACGACAUACUGCAGGACAUGAUGGGCGACCUGGACUUUGGGAUGCUGGACUCCCCCCAGCCGUCCAGUCCGGUGCAGGGAGAGAACGGCUCCUUCGGGAUGGGACACAAAGCGGGCGGGAGCAGAGUGUCACAGGGCAACACAAUGACGCCUCCUCCGCUGCCCAGCGGUCUGCCAGGACCGCUCCUGAAACGCAUCGAAGACCUGAGAGCGGCGUCCCGUCUGUUUGACGAAGAGGGCAGGAAGAAAUUCUUCACUUUGGACAUGAACAACAUCCUCCUGGACAUCGAGCUGCAGGUCCAGGAGCAGCCUGCGGAGGUGCGCUCAGCCGUCUACACUCAUCUGGAGGCCUUCGUGCCCUGCAACAAAGAAGCUCUGCUCAAACGCCUCAAGAAGCUCAGUCUGAACAUACAGGAUGACCGCCUUCGAACGCCGCUACUCAAGCUCAAACUGGCCGUGUGCAGCGUGAUGCCAGAGCAGAUCGCUCGAUACAACAUGGACUGCAUCGCUAAAGUGGCAAAGCAGCAGUCCGAGGAGGGAGAGAAAAACGGGUCAGAGGACGACGAUGAGGAGAAGCCAGGGAAGAGGGUGAUGGGCCCUCGGAAGAAGUUUGUCUGGGAUGACAAACUCAGGGCGUUGUUGUGUAACCUGGUGCGGGUGAAGCUGGGCUGUUAUGAGCUGGAGGGCAAGAACUCGCUCUCUCUCGAGGACUACCUCAAAGCCUUCAUGGAGACUGAAGUCAAACCUCUGUGGCCUAAAGGCUGGAUGCAGGCCAGGAUGCUGUUCAAGGAGAGUAUCAUGGCUCACGGUCACAUCACAGGCUACACAGCAAAGAAAAAGAUCGUUCCUACUCCUAAGACCCCAAAGCCAAAGGAGGCUGUGUGGGUUCAGCGGUCCACACCUUCAGCAGGUGCCACCCCCUCCCCCGCAGCUCAGGUUGCCAAGCGACCGCCCCAGUCGCCGGCUGAGCCCAUAUGUCUGGAUUCCCUCGACGACGAUCUGACAGCGCCCUCUCUGGACUCAAUCUCGCAGGCUUUGGCAAUUCUGGGUAACGCAGCCAAGGGACUCGCCCAAGGAGACAGCCCUCCCUCCCCCGAACGACCCAAAACCGCCCCCACCCCCUCCUCCCUCCAUGGCUCGCCGCUCCUGCAGCACCAGAAGAAGAACUCUGUCAGCACUCCCAGCUCCAGCGCUCCUCACUACAUCUCUACCUCUGCAUCUCCCUCCACCCCUCAGCCCCGCCCCCCUUCUCUCGCCACCUCUCCUCAUCCCUCCGUCAGAGUGGAGGGGAUAGGCGGGGUGAAGGGCGCCGUUCAGGUGCCCAGGCACUCAGUGCUGAACGCUCAGAGAACUUUAAGUGUGGGCGUGGCUAAAGCUAACAUGCCUGCCUCAGCUUCACCUCCUAAACCACGCCCACCACCUACUGCGUCCCCGUUAGUGGCGCCGGGGUCAAAGGUGGGGGUAUCCACGCCUCCGUCCGGCCUCCUCAAAGGCAGCAAUAAUAAAGCCAACAGUGGUGACGCUCUGAUCAUCACGCCGCCUCAGUCCCGCCUCCACACGCUCCAGUCUGCCUCACACAUCACCUCCAAAACCUUCCAGACGCCCCACCUACCCCAGACCACGCCCACCAAACUCUCCGUCUCCCUCCCUGGAGUCCAGCCCCAGCCGCAGUCCAACUUCAUCACCCCAAUGCACGCCACCCUCACCAAAUCCACCCACAGCAGCAUCCCACCCAUCGUCAAACUCACCCCACGGACCUCCAUCCCCGCCGUCACCACCACCGUCUCCUCAUCCUCGCCCUCUGUCUCCCUGACGCCCCGCUCUCAGGCAUCCCCCUCCAUACACCAGUACUCGCCCAAAAGCCCAGCAGGGUUCCGCCCGCCGUUCUCAGGAGCCCAAGGAGGGGCGACCAAGCCGGGGCCAGGCAGCUACACGCCUCCCAGCAGCCAGAAGACCGCCGCCAACAACAGCAGCACCAACACCAGCCUUAUAAACACCGUCUCCAUAAGCAAGCAUUCAGGAUCCAGUGCCUCCCCCACAGCCGCCUCCCCCAGCUCGGGGCAGCGUCAGAGACAAGGGGGAGGCACACCUCAGGGGGUCAAGGCGGUUGUCUCCCUCCCAACUUCAUCCGUCUCUUCUCAGCUACCACAGGUCUCCACUGCAGGUACCGGCAACCUCCUGGGCUCCUCCUCUCUUCCUCUGGGUUUCGGGAUGCUGGGAGGCCUGGUGCCCGUGUCCCUGCCCUUCCAGUUCCCCUCGCUGCUAAACCUGCCGUCGCUGGGUACGGCAGGCUCGAGUACGGCAGGCAGCGGCUCUGCAGCAAGUAGCAAUGCAUCGUUCUCUACCCUGACCCAGAAUCUGUAUAAGAGUCUCCAGUCAGGGUCUCAGGUUGCUCUGCCUCCUCACUUGCAGCUCGCUUUCUCAGAUGUCACUCAAAGCCAAGGAGGAGACGCUAAGAGGAAGACGCUAUGAUAAAGCCAGAUCUCAACGCCACAUGGAUGCUCAAUAGUUUGGACAAAUCACGACGGAGUUUGACUUUUGCAGACUCCUCCCAGGGCUCUGAGACGAGCACACUCACUAUCAUGAAAACCGACGUUAAAUCUUUUUAAACAAUUUGAUAAAUUAGAAUGAAAUGACAAAUGCCAGUUUGUCGAUGUUUACAAAGAUAGACCUAUAUCACUGUGGACAGGGAGAAGAGUGAAUGGUUUUUAGGUGUGAAUGCGUGCAAAUAUGGAGGUGUUUGGUUAGUGGGAGCGGACGUGUGCCUUUGUGUGUCUCCCUCUCUGAUGCAUGGUCAGUGUGUCUAUUUGGUGCUGUUUUUAUCCUGAUGUAAUUAUCACCUGUAAGAAAUGUAAACUGCAAAUUGAAUUUGAGCUUUUUUCAAUGAGAGCUAUACACUUUUUCAUUGUACUUGAAUUCUUGGAUGAAUUCGUGACUGUAUAGAACUCGAUCCUACUUUUAAUUAAAAUCUUUUCCCUCACAA
Molecule: messenger RNA, 4412 nt
Organism: Cheilinus undulatus (humphead wrasse)
Lineage: Eukaryota; Metazoa; Chordata; Actinopteri; Labriformes; Labridae
Gene: ubn2b
Product: ubinuclein 2b
Exons: 17
Coding region: 356-3901 (1181 amino acids)
Cellular component (GO): nucleus
Source: RefSeq, a predicted model, not a curated record